GGUCCGAGAAAGUUCACAUCCCGGAAGCAGUCACCCUCGAUUGUAAUAAAUUCCACUGGAAUUAUUAGAACAAUAUUCCGCUCCCUGGUCUGUUGCAAAACGGUUGCUUCGCUUGUUUGUUCAUAUGGGGCCAAAUCCAUCGCCAUGUCCGCAUUAACCGGACGAGUUUUAUUUGGAAGCCGGCUAUGUCGCCCUGCCUUCGUUUCCUCCCGUUGCUUUUGCUGCCGUUGCUUGGAGCUCAAGGUAAGGAUCUGGAAGGGAGAAAAAUUCUCAACUGAACGGCCCGGUGGGAAUUAUCGUCUCAUCCCAGUUGCCACGGUGAAAAGGAAAGAAGCGAUUGGGACCAUUGGUUCAUCGGUUUUUCUGGAUCCUGAACACCAAGGUGAUCUCAAGAGGAGUGAAAUUUUAUGGACCUUCACUGUCAUCAACAAACGCCCUGUUACUAUUGUGGAUUACGUUCCAAAUAAACCUGUGGAGGAACCAAAUGAACAAUUCAGAUCCCGUAUACGGUUUAAGCCUUCUAAUGGCUGUCUGCUGAUACACAGCCUGAAACCCGAGGAUCAAGGCAUUUUUAGCUUUGUUGUAGAUGAGAGAAAGACAAGUAUAAUAGAAUUGUUUCUCUACUAUAAGCUGUCAGAAAUUGUGAUAAGGAGCAACAGAGCCCCCGGUUACAUCAUCCAACUCACCUGUGACGUUGCUGGAAACCCUCAUAAAUAUGAAUGGCAGAAAAAUGGAGGGGAAGUCUCCGAGGAUCACUGGCUCAUUUAUGGGAACAGAAGCCUUGUCAUCCCGACAAAUGAAUGUGGAACGUACACCUGUAUCGCUACCAAUCCUGUCAGCUCUGACCAGGCAAAUUACACUGUAACUCUCCCUGGUAUUUCUGGGGCGGACUCUAUAAUUAUUAUCGCAUCGAUCACAGGACUGGUAUCUUCUUUGGUACCUCUCAGUGGAUUCUUGCUUCUAUCGUGGUUGGAGAAGAAAUCAAAGCAAGCGUCUCAGAGCCUCAUUAUCUGUAGCAUUCUGUCUUUUGUUGCUACCUUCAUCACCCUCAUAUCCCGGAUUGCGAUUAAAGAUGCUGCCUUUGUACCUGCUGUUGCUUUAGGCACUGUCUCUGCCCUGCUUUUGGUCAUAAUUGCACCAAUUGUUAUUCCGAAGUUAGGCUGCUCAUUUAAAGGGAAAUUCCAAGGAAAGAAAGGAUCUCAACCUUUUGUUGUCUUGAGUGGCUUCAUUAUAAUCCCCAUUACAAUCGUUAUCUUAAAGGAAGAGGUUCAGCAAAACAAUCAAAGUUGUCACACCAGUAUUUUAACGUGGAGCAUACCUAUUGCAUUAUUGGCCAGCUGUGUUAUUAUAGUCUCUGUGUUCCUUGCAACAUAUCGCUACAGAAAUGAAGAUAGAAGCAUUGAAGUAAAACAGCAGGAUAAUGAAGACUUAUAAGAUUUCAGUAUUGUUGACGUGGAGC
Pristis pectinata (smalltooth sawfish) is the source of this 1459-nucleotide messenger RNA. RefSeq lists its product as uncharacterized. The record is from RefSeq and is a predicted model, not a curated record. The coding region runs from base 145 to 1434 and encodes 429 amino acids. The transcript is spliced from 11 exons. NCBI's taxonomy places the organism in Eukaryota, Metazoa, Chordata, Chondrichthyes, Rhinopristiformes, Pristidae.